Plectropomus leopardus (leopard coralgrouper) is the source of this 2462-nucleotide messenger RNA. RefSeq names its product endoplasmic reticulum lectin 1 (gene erlec1). Lineage: Eukaryota; Metazoa; Chordata; Actinopteri; Perciformes; Serranidae. Gene Ontology annotation, cellular component: endoplasmic reticulum lumen. The record is from RefSeq and is a predicted model, not a curated record. Gene Ontology annotation, biological process: retrograde protein transport, ER to cytosol; ERAD pathway; endoplasmic reticulum unfolded protein response.
UGCUGUAUUGACAUCCGUGGUCUCAUACAGUCAUAUCUAACGUCUGUCAAAAGCGGACUUCCUCGGACUUUGUAGCAGCUUUUAGCUCAUCAGUCAGGCCGCAGUUAGUGAGAUUAGAGCGGGUUGUUAUCUGGCAGUAGGCGCGGGCUGUAGGAGCUCAGCAGCCGGACAGGAGACAUGACAGCCGGGCUGCUGAUGGUGUUCGUCGGGGGGCUGCUGGAGGUCUGCAGCGGCGUCUCUGCAAACAGAGGGGGGUAUCCCUCCUUUACUGACGAAAUACCUUUCAAAAUCAACUGGCCAGGCGCUGAGGUCACACUGCCAACUUCAGGUGUACUUUACAAGGAAGAUGAUUUUGUUAUCAUGACCACUACAGAGAAGGAGAAGUAUAAAUGUCUCCUGCCUUCUCUGGCAACUGGAGAUGAGGACGAUGAAAAGGAGUACAGCGGGCCCAGUCCGGGUGAACUGCUGGAGCCACUAUUCAAACGAAGCAGCUGCUCUUACAGGAUUGAGUCUUACUGGACAUAUGAAGUAUGCCAUGGAAAGCAUAUAAGACAAUAUCACGAAGAGAAGGAGACUGGCCAGAAGAUUAAUGUUCAAGAAUACUUCCUGGGGAAUGUGGCACAGAAGAGCCAGUCAGCAGAGACAGAUAAAGUUGAGGAGGCAGAAAAUGUCAAAUCAACAGCUGAAACUGAAGUGCCCACUAAGAAUAUCGAAGGCCAGCUGACUCCCUACUUCUCAUUGGAAAUGGGAAACGGGACUCCUUGUGUGCUGAAACAAAACGAGGCUCGCUCCACGUCUGUGCUAUAUGUCUGUCACCCGGAGGCCAAGCAUGAGAUCUUGUCUGUCGCUGAGGUCACGACCUGUGAAUAUGAGGUGGUGGUGUUGACACCGCUGCUGUGUGCACACCCAAAAUACAGGUUCAAGUCCUCCCCAGUGAACGCCAUUUUCUGCCAGGCUCUGGCGGGCUCUCCUCUGCGUCCUCUGCGGCUCGCCCAGUUGGAUAAGGAGCAAGAGGAGCAGCUUAAACCACCUUUCAGCGCAGCUUCCGAGACCAGAGAGGAGGAGACGUCACCAGUGAGGGAGGAGGCCUUCACGUCCACUCACAAACCCAUGACUGUCGGAGGGCAAACUCAGGUCACAGUCGGCACCACUCACAUCUCUCGCCUGACAGAUGACCAGCUUAUCAAGGAGUUCCUCAGUGGCUCGUACUGUCUGCACGGGGGGGUCGGGUGGUGGAAGUAUGAAUUCUGUUAUGGAAAGCAUGUCCAUCAGUACCAUGAGGAUAAAGAACAAGGAAAGAACAUUGUGGUUGUCGGGAACUGGAACGCCUUGGAGCACACAGAGUGGGCCAAGAAAAACGUCGCCCGAUCCUACCAGCUCAAAGAUGACGGAGUGCAGAAAGUCAAGUUGGUUUCCCACUUUUACGGCCAUGGGGACGUGUGUGAUCUGACAGGGAAGCCCAGACAGGUCAUUGUCAAGCUCAAAUGUAAGGAGUCUGAGUCUCCCCAUGCUGUCACUGUCUAUAUGCUGGAGCCUCAGACUUGUCAGUACAUCCUUGGGGUUGAGUCUCCGGUUAUAUGCAGGAUUCUCGACACUGCUGAUGAACAUGGACUUCUGUCAAUCUCCAGUUAAACUGACAAAGAUUGCAUGACAGCAACUGCGCAUGAAGGACAAAAAGAGGACGGACAGAGGAAGGUGCACUUAAAGAGAGAGAACAUUUAUCAUGAAACAGAAGUCUGUUUGGUGAAGGAAGAGAGACGCCCAUGACACUGCGCUAAAAGCCAAAAUGGAGGUUAAACUUGAUCCUGAGGCUUGACUUUAUGUAGCACAGGAGCGCAGCCUCAGCUCAGCCCUGACCUGUGCAAGGAGCUAUGCUACAUCACAGCCUGAUCCAGCAGACUAGCUCAGACUUUGUGAAAACAGCGAAUUAGUGCAGACGCACCACUCCACAAGGCAGAGGAUUUGUCGCCUGUUCUCCAUAUCUAUGCUUCACCUUGUGUUGAUUAAUUGCAAACAAAGGAGUGAUGAAUCAGGGGAUUCGUAAUCAUCAGGGGAAUCACAUCAUUCAUGGUGGUUUUAUUGUCUUUAAGGUUUAUUUGUGUGCGUGCAUGUGUGUGUGUGGUGAAAAUGAUUAGUUGCUUGACUCUGGCACUUUGUACUUGUAGAUAUGCAACAAGCAAGUGUGAAAAUGUUUUUGCAGCUGUGUGUGUGCAUAUUGUGUCAAUUUACGGGAUGAGUGUAACUUAUGCAGUAGAGAGUGCUGUGGAAUAGCAACAAAAAGUGAGUGGUUGACUGAAAUUUCCUAUAAGUUUGUUGGAUGUGCAGGAUGUCUGUGGGUUCCUGUAAGAGGUAUUCUGUGGUUUCUAUGAAGAUGCACACUGGGAGCCUGAUCACUGCUGUAUCGCAGGGGAUACAAGCCAAUGCAUUUGCAGCAAAGAAUAAAACUGAAACAUGAAACCUCA